Molecule: messenger RNA, 7322 nt
Organism: Rhineura floridana
Lineage: Eukaryota; Metazoa; Chordata; Lepidosauria; Squamata; Rhineuridae
Product: rho GTPase-activating protein 7-like
Exons: 15
Coding region: 653-3733 (1026 amino acids)
Biological process (GO): actin cytoskeleton organization; regulation of Rho protein signal transduction; signal transduction
Molecular function (GO): lipid binding; protein binding; GTPase activator activity
Source: RefSeq, a predicted model, not a curated record
GUAUCUGAGAGGGUGAGGCAGCAUCUGGCGGCCUGAGCCAGUCAGUCUCCUUCCCUGGGUGCUUUGUCGCCCCCCCCCCCUAAAGCCGCGGGGUGGGUGGAGUCGGGGGAGCAAGCGCCUGGCUUAAUUCUCUCAGCGGCCCCGCCGAGCGGGUAGUCUUUAUGUGGCGAGCGUGAAGCGUGGGCGGCAGUUCGGGUUCUGUCCCUUUCAGGGCACUUGGCGGUGCACGAGCCCACUGGAGGCGCCAGCCGCUUUGCUCUUUCUUGCUUGUUCUUUACGGACGACAGUCCCACUCCCCACACACCCAGCACGAAGGCCCCUGGGUGUGUCUUCGGAGGGAUCCGAUAAGAUUAGCUGGAAAGUGAGGAGGCAAGAACAUCGUCGCCGCGCUCUAAACAGAGGACCAAGGCAGGAUGAUCCUGACGCGCAGAAGUCUUGGAGCUAGGCUACCUGUAGGAUGGCUUCAUCCCACGUAUUCCUACCUGAACCUUGGGGUAAUCAUCAGUGGCCCUUCUCCUUAUGUCACUGCCAAGUGAGGUCUGAUAAGUGGCUAUCAGACAGGAGGCCGUCUUUGUGAAAUGCUAUCCCAAAAAUUGAGGCCAAAGAAGUCUGUGACUGGCUGAAGGCUGCUGGCUUCCCCCAAUAUGCUCAGAUGUUUGAAGAUAUGCAGUUUCCCAUUGACAUCAAAACUGUGAGAAAAGAUCAUGAGUUAUUAGACCAAGAUGCAAUAGAAUCCCUGUACAGACGUUUGAAUACACUGAAUAAGUGUGCAGCAAUGAAGGUGGAAAUAAGUCGGCAAAGAAAGAGGAGUGAUGAAUCUGAAGAAGACGAACCUUGUGCAAUAAGUACCAAAUGGACUUACGAGAAAUGUAGUCAGAGAUGGUCUCGCCUGGAAUGCUCAGAAGGUUCUGGUGCACCAGUCCUUGACGGUCUUAGACUUAAGAACUCUGGAAGUGGGUAUAUAGCAUUUUCUGAUCAAGAGGAGAGAAAUGAUGAGUCUUCAGUUCACAGUUCUAGCAGUGGGGACAGUGACUUAAUCAGCUUUCCAAAAACUUUUGAGGAGGCUGAGGUGAGCAGGAGCUCUUCAACGUGCUCCUCAAAUAUAUUGGCAUCUCCUGACUCUACUUUCAGUUGCUCUUCUUCUCCAAGUGAAACCUUGAAUAUAAUUAGUGAGGACAAGCUCUUGGAUAAACCAUCCCACAAAAAGGGAAGGAGUUUCUUAAAGAAAAUGGAGAAGCUGCGCCUAAGAAGCUGCAGUUUGAAGAGAGAAGCACAUUCAAAGGCCAAGCCCGUUAUUAGCGAGCCUCUUCUUAUAGAGGGACUAAAUGAAGAAAAGCUGAGAAACUUCAAUUGUGUAAGUAUUCCUGACACAUCUGAGAGUCAGACAAUGCCACAUUCUUAUUCCCCACAGACCUGCAGCAGUAGCAGCCAGUCUGAAAACAGCAGCACUGUGAGCACUCCAAGCCCUGUUAUCAAAGCGAGGAGACACAGUAAAAGAGGAGGAAUGUACGGAGGAGAAUUUGAUCCCAGCAAGUUUGCCUUGUGGAGUGAUCUCUCUGAGCAUAACUUCAAAAAUGAGAUACAUUUACACAAGGACAAAGUAUUUCAGGUACCACAAGGCCAUAAGCCUGGGACUUUCCCCAAAGCGCUUACCUACAGCCUCUUGUCUCCCGUAGACAACACUUCUGUGAACUGGAGAACAGGGAGUUUUCAUGGGUGCCAGAGAAACAGGGCUCAAAUUGGUUCUCAGGAGCCUGAAACUCCACCUGGCUCUCUUUCAUUGAUGGAUAACAGACUGAGCAUAUACGACAAUGUGCCAGGCAAUCAUCUUAACAAAAUGGAUGCACCAGAGAUUGGUGAUGACGAUGUCUUUACAGAACUAGACAGUGUUAUGGAACAUGUUAAUGGGCUCAGGAAGUUGGUCAGUCAGUGGACAGAGAAAUUCUCUGAUGAUGGGGACUCCGACUCUGCCAGUUACUCCAACCAGUCCACCUCUCCAUGCCCAUCAUCCCCUAAGGAGAUCCGUGUUGACAUUAAAAAACAUCCAGAAGAGAAAUUGCCAGAAUUGUCAGUUACUGAUGGUGAAGAGAAUUCCGGGGAACAUGGCCUCACAGAACUGGCAUAUGUAAUGGAAUCAGGGAUGAGACCGACACCAGCACAUUCCAUCAGGUGUGAGAGGAGACCUUGGUCUACUGAGGAAGGCACAAAUGUGGAAAGUCUUUCUCUGCAAAUUGGCUGCCAGUCAGCCACUCACCUAAAUCGAAUGCAGAAGUUGGCUUUGUUAAAACUGACCACUUUAAUGGAUAAAUACUCUCCUUCUAGUAAGCAAGGAUGGAACUGGACUGUUCCAAAGUUCAUCAGAAAAAUAAAAGCCCCAGACUAUAAGGACAAAAAUGUAUUUGGAGUCCCUUUGCUAUUAAAUGUCCAGAGAACAAGUCAUCCUCUUCCAAAGAGCAUCCUCCAAGCCAUAGACUACUUAAGAAACCAUUUUCUUGACCAGGUUGGCCUUUUCAGAAAAUCUGGUGUUAAAUCUAGGAUCCUUUCCUUAAGGGAAACGAAUGAAAAUGACCCAGGCAACACAGCUUACGAAGGGCAGUCAGCAUUUGACGUGGCAGACAUGGUGAAACAGUAUUUCCGAGAUCUUCCAGAACCUAUAUUUACCAGCAAGCUUUGUGAAUCCUUCCUCCAUAUCUAUCAGUAUCUGCCAAAAGAUCAGCGAUUUUGUGCUGUCCAGGCUGCUAUUCUUCUACUUCCAGACGAAAAUCGAGAAGUUUUACAAACUCUGCUAUUCUUUCUCAGAGAUGUAGUGGCUUUUGUGGAGGAAAACCAGAUGACUCCAGCCAACAUUGCUGUUUGUCUGGCUCCUUCUUUGUUUCACCUUAACACCCUUAGGAGAGAGAGUUCCUCAUCGUCUAGGUCCAGUCAGAGGAAGUAUAGUACUGGAAAACCUGACCAGAGGGACCUGAGUGAGAACCUGGCUGCAACUCAAGGCCUGGCUUAUAUGAUAAUGGAAUGCAACAGCCUCUUUCAGAUUCCUGAUUACUGCUUAGAUCAGGGUUAUGAAGAUUUACAUGAUCAAAAUAACUCAGAUGAAGUAACUCCACACCAAACCUCCUUAACAAAGCACUCUAACACAGUGAUCUCCUUGGAGCACUCAAUGCAGGACUUACUCCGAGAUGCUAAAGAGAAAUUCAAGAACUGGGUUACUUGCUCCACCUUAGAAGGAGUGGAUUCUGCAUAUAAAAAGGUGGACGAUAACUACCCUAUCCGGUUAUGGAAAGCUUCUGUUGAAAUUGAUGCUGCCCCUAAAGUAGUUCUGUAUCGGGUACUGACAGAGCAGUACCUAUGGGACCCUAGUCUUCAGCAAACAAAAGUCCUUGAGAUCCUGGAUGAUGAAACAGACAUUUACCACUACACAACAGAGAGUAUGUCUCCACUUCCUCCACGAGAAUAUGUGGUGCUGAGGACUUGGCGGACUGAUCCUCAAAACAAUACGUGUAUAUUAGCAGCUACCUCAAUAGACUGUGAAGGUGCUACCAUCACUGGGAUGUUGGGUCAGGUCCUACUUUGUCAGUACCUUAUAGAAGUAGUUGGCUCUCAAAAAUCGAAAGUGACACAUGUCUGUCGAAUAGAUACCAGGGGCCGCACAACUGAAUGGUACAACAGGGCUUUUGGUCAUAUAUGUGCUGCAGAACUGUUAAGGAUUAAAAAGUCCUUCAAAACUUCAUACUGAAACCAAGCCCAAGAUGACAACAUGGUGCUUUUGGAGGUGAAGGCAAAUGCAUGGUGCUCAAAGCCCAAGCUUAAGUUGACCAGCCUUUAUUAAAAGUUUUGAACAUAAUUACAACAUUAAAAAGUGUUUUAGAAAUUUUCACUUGAAGUAUUCUAGAACUGACUGAUUUUUUAUGCACCAUGUUUAAUGUUACUGUUUUAUAUACAUAUCUUAUACUGAGAAAAUUUAAUUGUUCAAUAGUAUAUAUCAAAAUAAGUUAUUUAAAAAUGAACAUCUUGGUAUGUUCUAAAUAUAAUGUGUAAAGGUGAGAUUAUUCCCCCCCCGAUGUCUUAUUAACUAAAACUGUGAGAGCAAAAGUGUGGUAUCUUCACAGCACAAGGGACUAUUAAGCAGUUAAUGCUGCUUUUCUGUUUUUAGCAUUGUUAAACUAUUAGGAAUUAAUAACAUUCAUAUAGUAACCUGUGUGCAACAUCUAUUGGUCAUAGACAUUUGUACAUUCUGUAGUGGAGAAGCCAUAAGCAAGAGACAUUGUCUUAGGCUGUGAUGUAAAUCUUUACGCAGUAAUGUUUUGUUUGUUUUAUAAGCACAAUCUUUGCCGCUAUUCAGAGUGAGGCAAAAUGGGCACUUUUCAGUUUAAAAUGUGUUCAUCAUUGAGAAAUAAUGUAAUCUACUGAAGUGAUGCACACAAAUGCACAGCGGGCUCUAGAGUCACACUUUGGAAAACAAAAACACAGCUAUAGCAGAGUGGUGAGUUACAAUGGCCUUAAUUGGAUGUAUUUUAAACUGCAGCAUGGCCAAAGGGUCAGGGACAGUGGGAGUUGUUGGACAACAUGUCGUGGGCCACAGGUUCUCCACCCGCUAAGUCAUAAAGCUGCAAUACUAAACAGUGAUCCACCCCAGCCUUAGAACUGACUAAAUCAGUCUGAGGCACACUCAUAUUAGGAACAUUCCAUUUAACCUUCUUUUACACUUCUGCCUAUAAAAGACAGUCCCUGAGCAUAUCCAGUGCUUUAAAUUCAACUGAAGUGACAUAAUUGGUUGGUUCAAAGCUAUAGCCCAGAGCCGAGCCUUGUUGUUAGGGGUGAAAUCCAACAAAGAGCAACUGGAUGCAAGCCAUACUUUAUGAAGCAGCUACUGUAUAUUGUUUACUUUUUUACACUAUGGUGUUGUAAAUAUUCAGCCAAUGUUUUUAGCCAAUGGUGGAAAAGAAAUAUCAGGAGGAUAGUGAUGUAAAUAGAUACUGAGAAAAGGGGCAUUUUUUAAAACUUGGUUUAAAUCAGUAUUGGACUGCUAUAAACCAUUAACCGCUAUAUAGACACCACACAUUUCAUCUCUCUUAGAUUUUUAUCUUCUUAUGUGAUGCUAAAAAAAAUCCUGCCAUGAGAAAACAUGCUUGUUGCAACUAUUUUAAUAUAAUGAACAGUUAUUUUUAUUGGAGGAUUUCUUUGGAUUGCAAUAAUCAAUUGGGGGGGGCUGUUAGAAGACAAGCCACUGCUGCUGUGAUAAAACUACAAAUUCUUAAAAAGUUAGGAUUCAGGAAGCUACACUGCCAUUUUAAAAAAGGUGGUGGGGUUAGGGGGAGGAGAACAAACAUAAUAUACUGAUAGUUGCUAGUGGUACUUCCAGCAUGAUAUGUGAUACUUCAAGUCUGUACCAUCCAUUUGUAAUUGCCAAAAUAUUUAAUUUGGUGUCAAUUCUCUUAAAGGGUUGAAUAUAAGCUCAGACAAUACACCGUUAAUAAAAUGGUGAAGCACUCACUGACUGUAUUAUUGACCUGUGCACAGGUAGUAAUUUUGCUCACCUAAGGGUCAUUACUCAAUUCUAUGUUGUUGCAAGGAUUGAAAGACAGGCAGUAGUAUGGCGGGAAAUAGACGUUUGAUCUUAAUGCGAGAUAUGCAGACUAGGACAGGCACAGAAUCACUUUAGUUUUCACCUUGGGUAGCACGCCCUAGCCUUUCCUGCUUCAUUCCAAAUGGUUUAUGCUACUCUAGGUUCUGUCUGUAGGAGAGAACAAAAGUCUUUAUCAACUUUUUCCUAAUUUGGUCAGAAUUUAUUUUUUUUAGACAAAUUUUGAAAAUCAGCACUGAUCAUAUUUACCUCAUGCUGUUGUACACAGACUGCCCUACAUGGAGUAAGAGAUAAUAAGACUUUAACAUUCAACAUUUUUAUUUCACAAAUAACAGGCCAUGAUAGUCAACUAAUUGCUGAUUUUGGCAGGUCUGCAUAUAAAAUAUUAUGUAAGUCAAUGUAGUUACAUUUUCUGCACUGGCUUGAUUCCCAAGAUGUCAAAACCUUUGGCCAUAACAGCAGCUGUUGCCUCACACAAGAGUAUUCGCCACAUGUUCACUUUCACUAUUUUGCCUACACAAGAGAGACAAACACCACAGAUAGCAUACGGUGAGAGAGAUUUUACAUCAUCCAGAUAGCUAGUCACUUGUAGCAAAGCCAGCCUUCCCAUACCUCACCCUGCUCCAUUCACAUGGGUGCCCACUAGCACUGGGUACAGGAAGAUUGCCCUCUACUAUUUGGCCAAGUAUGAUAAUCAACUCCAGCCAUGGCUGUAAGCUGCCAUACCAUGAAGUAGCAAGCAACUACUCCACAGUGCCCUACUUCUUAAAUUUAUCCUAAAACAAGAUAAUUUAGACUGAAUAUGUUAGCACUGUGAUGCUGUAUUAAAAAUGGCAUCACUGCCUUGGAAUUAUAUCAGUUGUGUCAAUGAUUCAAGCUGUCUACUAGGAACACUAUCCAAAUGGGGAAGAGAGCUCAAUUCCCCUAAAAUGUUUUGUUCUGUGUUCAUACAAGAAGAAACUCUACCUCUUACUCAAAAUUCAGGUUAACUCCACUUCCGGGAAGGGUGACUUAGCCUGUGCCUGCUUUUGAGACGGGCUCCUGCCUCAAAAGAAGCUUAUUCAGAUAUAUCAGUCAGUUUUUUCUUUUUUUUUUUGACUGAUUAAACUUCUCCCGGGUAGGGAGAAACGAAGAGAUUAACCUCAAAGCCUAUUUUUGUUGGGACGACCAGAUCUCAUUAAUUUAUGGGACGAGGUCCAGCCGACGAAGGUGGGACGGAUUUUCAACAGCAAGCUCUAUCUGUUAAAGCGAACGUUCAUCUUAUCUUCUAAGAGAGAACGCACUAACAGGCAAGCACCCUUCUUUCUAUAUUUUUCUUUUACUUGACUUAAAUUGUUGCUGUUUAAAAGAGAUUUGCCAGAUUGAUCGGUUUUUGACAUCUCACUGGGGAGCCGUAACUUCUCUCUGCUACGCACUAAUUAAUAGCUUAUCUCUGUUUUUGUUGCAAAAAGCUGUCCUGGAUUUGCAUUCUAAAGAUACACACAGAAGAGGGAUUUCUAUUCCAGAUUUUUAUUUUGAAAAAUAUUAUACUGUUUUGAGACUACUCUCUUUUUGGUCUAUUUUAUUUUGACGAAUCUGUUUCUUGACGAUUGCCAUUAAUUGCUUCGAUCCUGGGAACUGCAUUUUGUUUACUUAACUAUUGGAGAGAUAAGGCUGUCUGCUCUGUUUAUACUGUGAUGUCACCAAGUUUGGAGUAUUAACCCAAUUGUUGCUGAAAUAAGAAGUGGUUUUCCUAUAUUUU